Messenger RNA from Caenorhabditis remanei, 471 nucleotides. RefSeq lists its product as uncharacterized. The transcript is spliced from 3 exons. The record is from RefSeq and is a predicted model, not a curated record. NCBI's taxonomy places the organism in Eukaryota, Metazoa, Nematoda, Chromadorea, Rhabditida, Rhabditidae. Bases 1 to 471 code for a protein of 156 amino acids.
AUGGAAGAAAACUGGUUGGUUUUCAAAAACCUCUUCAUUAAAUCCGUCUCCGUCGAGCGUCUUGCCGCACACACAAAACACCGUCACGCCCCGAAAUCAGUGAUCUGUGGAUACUGUGAGGAGCCAUUCGGAAAGAGUGGAGAACUGAUGUCGAGUGCAGAUUGGGAUGAAUUCAGUGAUCAUAUCACGAAGGAGGCAGUCAAAAAACGAAUGUAUCGACAUGGAACCAACUGUACAGAUGGGUCGGUGCCAGUUGCGUUGAGAGGCGUUGGGGCGUGUCCACAUGGACCCCCUGUUAAGUGCAAAAACUUUCCCCUCUGCCCGGGGGCCAAAUGUAUCUACUCUCACAACAUGUGUCGCUACGAGUCCACUUGCAACAAGACAUCGUGUCCAUUCGACCAUCCGAACCGCCCGAGAACUUGCAUGACAUGUGUCAAUGAUAUGAAAAUCAAGAGGAGCAGGAACUAUUGA